Phytophthora sojae is the source of this 564-nucleotide messenger RNA. RefSeq lists its product as hypothetical. NCBI's taxonomy places the organism in Eukaryota, Oomycota, Peronosporomycetes, Peronosporales, Peronosporaceae. The transcript has a single exon. The annotation marks the transcript as partial. The record is from RefSeq and is a predicted model, not a curated record.
AGAACUACGUCUCACUACAACAAUUUGAGGAAGUGCCUGAAUUGUGAAGCCAAAUCACGAGAGGACUUACAGCGAAUCGCCAACAAUUCCCGUGUACGACAAGGCCAACGAGCGUUUGGCAGAACUCUACAACCGACGGUAGCCAAUCUUAAAAACUUCUACAAACGGCACGCGGAUUGGCAACGUGAUCAAACGAUCUCUGAUAUUUCUCCAGCGCCUGGUCACUACUACCCCGAAUCAAUGCCAGUAGCAGAAAAAAUGGCAAGUGAAUGGAAUGAUAUAAUGGGGGGCUCACACGCGACUCUCAAUCCAUCAGAAAUGCAGAAAGCUCUCCGAGAAUUUCAUAUGAUCCCGGAUUCCCAACGCUUACGCCCGGAGGAGAAGCAACAACUUGUGAAUCCCAUCGUAGAGAAAGAAGUUGCUGAUGCGAUCGACAAACUCCCUCGUGAUAAAUCUGGAGGAACUACGGGUCUCUCGCAUGAUUUUUACAAGGACUUCAAGGAUGAGAUGGCGGAAUGUCUUACGAUGGUCUAUCAGGCGAUUCAGAAGGGUGCAGCGGUACCG